This is a messenger RNA of Patella vulgata (common limpet), 564 nucleotides long. Its product is annotated as ataxin-3-like. Gene Ontology annotation, cellular component: nucleus. Gene Ontology annotation, biological process: protein deubiquitination. The record is from RefSeq and is a predicted model, not a curated record. The transcript has 4 exons. Gene Ontology annotation, molecular function: cysteine-type deubiquitinase activity. Lineage: Eukaryota; Metazoa; Mollusca; Gastropoda; Patellidae.
GAAGAUUUGAGAGUGAUCUCCCUUGCAUAAAUAGUUCAGGAAAUUCGUCUGUUUGUUGAAAUGGAGUUAAUAUUUCAUGAAAAGCAAGAAGGCUCCUUGUGUGCACAGCAUUGUUUAAAUGCAUUGCUCCAAAAUCAGUACUUCUCUGCGGUAGAUUUAGCUCAAAUAGCUGAAAGACUGGAUGUUAGAGAAAGAGAAUUUAUGGCAGAAGGUGGGGUACACACAUGAGAAUAUCAGCAGUUUCUACAGCAACCCUCCAGUAAUUUUGAUGAUAGUGGUUUCUUCUCUGUACAAGUUAUAUCUGAUGCCCUAACAGUCUGGGGUUUAAAGAUGAUACCAUACAACAGUCAAACAGAACAAGCUAAUCAAGCAAGAAUAAAUCCCAAUAAUGAACGAGCAUUUAUUUGUAAUUUUCAACAACAUUGGUUUGCUGUUAGAAAGUUGGGUCAUCAGUGGUUUACUUUAAAUUCUUUGUUAACUGGUCCAGAACUUAUAUCUGAUACGUAUCUUUCUUUAUUUUUAACACAGUUACAACAGGAAGGUGAGUCAUUAUCUAUACAAUAA